Messenger RNA from Rhinichthys klamathensis goyatoka, 1964 nucleotides. NCBI's taxonomy places the organism in Eukaryota, Metazoa, Chordata, Actinopteri, Cypriniformes, Leuciscidae. The record is from RefSeq and is a predicted model, not a curated record. The transcript is spliced from 9 exons. Bases 258 to 1907 code for a protein of 549 amino acids. Gene Ontology annotation, molecular function: flavin adenine dinucleotide binding; NADP binding; N,N-dimethylaniline monooxygenase activity.
CAUAUAACCUACUUUGUUGUUGAGUUUUUUUUCCCCCCUUAAUUAUUCAUUCCAGUUUGAUCCACCUUAAACUAGUGCCAGCUGAGACCACCCUCCUCUUUGAGACUUGAGAUGCGCUCAAUUGGUCACAUAACAGGCUGAUUUCAAUGAGACGGUUGCAUGCAAAGCUGCUCUAACUAUUAGGAACAGAAAAACAUUGUUGUGGCAUUUUUGAACUCUAAGGGCUUGAGACCAUCUUCAGUUAAAAGACUGACAGCAUGGCUAAGCGUGUUGCUGUGAUUGGAGCAGGAAGCUCUGGGCUGACCUCCAUCAAAUGCUGUCUGGAUGAAGGGCUGGAGCCUGUGUGUUUUGAGAGCAGUGAUGGCAUUGGAGGACUCUGGAGGUUUAAGGAAAAACCUGAGGCAGAACGUUGCAGCAUUUAUCGUUCUCUCACAGUGAACACCUCUAAAGAGAUGAUGUGCUACAGUGAUUUCCCUGUGCCGGAUCAUUACCCAAACUUCAUGCACAACUCUCUGAUCCUGCAGUACUUCAAACUCUAUGCUGAGCACUUCAAUCUGCUUAAGCACAUUCACUUCCAGACCACAGUUCGCAGAGUGAGGCAGAGGCCUGAUUUUUCUGACUCGGGUCAGUGGGAGGUAGUGACCGCAGACAAAGAUGGACAAGAGGAGAAACAUGUGUUUGACGGGGUGCUUGUGUGCGCAGGACACUACACACAACCCAUCAAACCCCUCACACACUUCCCAGGUAUUGAUACAUUCCCUGGGACAGUAAAUCACAGUUGGGAAUAUAAGGACCCUGAUCCUUACUUUGGGAAGAGAGUUGUGAUUGUUGGGAUUGGGAAUUCUAGUGGAGACAUUGCCGUGGAGCUUAGCCGAGUGUGCGAGAAGACGUUCCUGAGUACCCGUAAAGGGGCGUGGGUCAUAGGUCGCAUGGUCAGUAAAGGGCUUCCUCUAGACAUGACGAUGGUUAGACGAGUCCGAGAUCUGAUUUACUGCGCCCUGCCUAGAUCUCUCCUCAACUGGAUUGGCGAGAGAAGCCUCAAUCAGAGAUUCGACCACAAGCUGUAUGGACUACAGCCUGAGCACAGAAUCCUUGACAAGCGUACUGUUAUCAACGAUGACCUCCCAGGUCGCAUUCUGGUAGGAGAACUGGUGAUGAAACCAAAUGUGCAGAAGUUCCAAGGCUCGACGCUUGUCUUUGAUGAUGGGACUGUUGAAGAGAAGAUUGAUGCAGUGAUCUUAUGCACAGGCUAUGAUUUUAAAUUUCCCUUCCUCCCCGCCUCCUUAAACUCUGGUGCUGAUGGAGAUCUGAAACUCUACAGAAGAAUCUUUCCUCCAUCUCUAGAGCGUCCAACACUGGCCAUCCUGGGCCUGCUGCAGACCAAAGGGCCGAUCAUGCCAGCUGUAGAACUGCAGGCUCGCUGGGCCACCAGGGUCAUCGCAGGACUAAACCAUCUUCCUCCAGCCGAUAAAAUGGAUAAAAUAAUUGAGAAGGACAUAAAAGCAAAUUUAAAAAGUUACCCCUGUCCUAAGCUGGCUGCCCUUCAAGUGGACUAUAUCCCUUACCUAGACACAAUAGCAAAGGAAGUGGGCGUCUGUCCCAACAUUGCCUGGCUGCUCCUGAGGGACCCUGCUGUGGGACUGAGGGCUUUCUUCGGCCCCUGUACUCCCUACCAGUUUCGGCUAAGCGGACCAGGGUAUUGGAGAGGUGCCCGUCAAGCUAUUCUUACCCAAUGGGAACGUGUGGCCAAACCCAUGAAGACACGGCCCAUUCCAGAACCUCCAUCCUUCAGUUUGUUCUUUUGGCUGGGCCUGUCAGGAGGGGCUGCAGUGAUUUUUGCCAUUAUGACAAUGCAAAAGAAGAUCCCACUCUCCCUGAGAAACCCAUCUGUUUCUUGUAUCCCAUAGAAAACCCAUAUUUGAUUUUUGGGUAGCUCUGUUUUGAAUUUGCACUUCUUUAACCUU